GGCUUGAUUGGCGGGGCUGCUAGCCAGUUAGUGCAGUUGCACGACAGGCAAGCCGCUCCUUCGGAGAAGCGCUUUUCGUUUGCCUUUCCUGCCUGCAAAGAAGAUGUUUGACGUCACGUCCCAGAUGAAGCUCUGAUGCGUGAGAAACGUCCAUAUAUAUAAUUUGUGACCCAGCGACUCUGAAGAUGGCUUCGUUAAAGCUGCUGCCACAGGAUCCAGAAGAUGAAAGCACCCAGAGGUGCCGACUGGGGCCUGCUGCUUUCUCUGCCCUGGGCGCCACGCUGGGCUCCCCGGUUAGGAUCACCCUACCCGCCGGCAGCUGUCUGUGUACUGCCUGGCCUAGGCAUGAUCUGGCUGAUGGCUACUUGCAGGUUGAUCUGAAAUGCAGAACUCGGGGUUUAAAGGAGAGCCAGCUCCAAAAUCUCACUGUGACCAUGGACCACUUAAAGCUGCUGCCCUGUUGCAAGCUAAAAAGAGUGACUGUUAAAGUUGUCUUUAAAAACCGUGCCUUGAAAAAAUCCAUUCCUCAAGCCAUGCAGCAGGAAGUGGUCAAAGAGCUACUGAGAAAGGCCUGCAUUGCCCAUCAACACGUUGUUACCUUCAGCCCAAUAGUGGCCAAUCCAGUGGCAUGCGUUGAAAUAUUGUCCACGGAGCCUGCCACUACAGAAGAAGCUGGCUUGAUUACCCUCCAAACCAACGUAAUCAUUAAAGAGGCAGUCACACUAGACUGGCAUAACCGUUUAAUAGAGGAUGGUGCAAAACUCCUGGUGGCCGGAAUGGACGAUGCCAGCAACUCCUUAAAAGAGUUGAUUGACUUGCCGUUACGCUUUCCAAAAACCUUCCAGAAGCUUGGCCUUUCUGUUCCCAGAGGAGUGCUUUUGGUUGGGCCUCCGGGAGUGGGUAAAACCCUUCUGGUGAAAGCAGUCACCAGGGAAGUAGGUGCCUGCCUGCUUUGCAUCAACGGUCCUGUUAUCUAUGGUUCGAGGCCUGGCGAAAGUGAGGAAAACUUGCGACAAGUGUUUGAACAAGCGAGAGAAUCGUCUAGUGAGGGCCCAACAGUUCUCUUUAUCGAUGAGAUUGAUUCAUUGUGCCCGAAGCGGGGCAGUUCGAGUAACACCCCAGAAAAUCGACUGGUGGCUCAGUUAUUAACUCUUAUAGAUGGCAUUGGUGAAGCACAGGAAAUGGUGAUUGUCGCAGCAACAAACAGGCCCGAUGCCCUAGACCCUGCCCUGAGAAGGCCAGGUAGAAUUGACCGUGAGGUUAUCAUUGGGACCCCAACCAUUAAGCAAAGGUGGUCUAUUCUGCAGUUGAUUACUGCUAGCAUGCCUGUGUCAAACGAUGUUAAUUUGCUUGAACUGGCAGAAAUAACAACCGGCUUUGUUGGAGCUGACCUUACAGCGCUCUGCAGAGAGGCUGCGAUGCUGGCUGUCUUUCGUACCUCUUCAGAUUCAGUUAAAACCGUUUGUAUGUCAGACUUCUACCAAGCAUUGAAAAAGAUCCAGCCGUCCUCUGUUCGAGGCGGAGUCGGGCUGACAGACUUCAAACCUGUCACCUGGGAUCAGAUUGGAGGUCUGGAAGACGUGAAGCUAAAGUUAAAACAGAGCAUUGAAUGGCCCAUAAAAUUCCCAGAGGCUUUUGUUAGAAUGGGGCUCGCUCGUCCAAAGGGCAUCCUUUUAUACGGGCCAUCAGGUUGUGCCAAAACUACACUUGUAAAGGCAGCAGCCACAAGCUGCCACUGUUCCUUUCUGUCUGUCAGCAGUGCUGACCUCUUCUCACCUUAUGUUGGAGACUCAGAGAAGAUUUUGUCUCAGGUAUUUCGUCAAGCAAGGACCAAUACUCCAGCAAUAGUAUUCCUGGAUGAAAUUGAUUCUAUCCUGGGAUCUCGGUCAGUUGGUAAAACUGGGCAUGGUGUCCAGGAACGAGUUCUAUCUGUGCUCCUUAAUGAAUUGGAUGGCAUUGGACUGAAGUUAACUGAAAGACGAGGAAAUAAAGCAGAACUGGAAAAUGACAGUAGAGAACAAACAGAAAAUGAUAAAAAGUUGGAAUUUCAGGAAGUUUUUAACAAAGAUGUUGUUGUCGUCGCUGCGACAAACAGACCAGACAUGUUGGAUGAUGCUUUGUUGCGGCCUGGACGGUUAGAUAAGAUCAUCUAUGUUCCACCUCCUGAUCAGAAGGGGAGGCUUUCUGUUUUGAAAAUCUGCACAGAAAAAAUUCCACUAGAUCCUGAUGUAUCCCUAGAGGAUAUAGCAGCUCAUGCUGAUCUGUUCUCUGGAGCUGAUAUUGAGAAUCUUUGUAAGGAGGCUGCUUUGCUGGCGCUGCAAGAGAACAGAGUUGAAGCAAUACCUGUCAAGCACAAACAUUUUGAGAAAUCAUUGGAGAUUGUAAAACCGUCAAUAACCAGCAAGGAGCUGGAAUGUUAUGAAAAAAUGUUCAGAAAUCAAGAGUGAUCCUUGUGAAAAGUAAGAGAGGGGAAACUGUCGUGCACAUUGGCAUAACCAACUCUUGGUCAAGAAUUCAAGAAAUCUGCAAAGAGUAGAGAGACGGUGCGGUUAUUUAUUUAUCUGUUGUAUACAUUUCUACAUCACCUCUCCAAAAGUGUUCAAGAUAGCUAAUAUGCAUCCCAGGGAUUCUCUUAGGACUCUAGUGGAACUUGGAUCCCGUGCGAUGAGGAGAGGUUUCUUGGUGGCAUCACAGAUGGGCGCCAGUCAGGCUGCCAGGACCAAUUUCCUCUUUGUUUGGCACUAGAGAGAAGAUUAUACAUAUUACUAAAAGGCUGUAAGCGUACUUUCACAGUGGUCCCGUGGUGGUGUUUAUUGUACAUGUCUACUGAAUGUCUAUUCACCCUAUAUUUUUAGUUACAAUACUGCAGUUAUAGAGCUGACAAUAGGGAAGUCAACCCUUGACUUAACCCUGAGUGUUGCCCAGGAUCUGAAGUGAUUAUACAAGUGCUGUCAAACCACUCAGGACCACAGUGCUAUUAAAUUCAACAUACUUCAAAAUGAAAAAUUGCUCCCAAGAGUCUAUGACAGUCAAAUUUCUCUCUUGUUUUUAACACAAAACAAUUUAAUUUUCUCAUAAUAAAGUAAAAUGUGUUUGAAACAGAAUACAGCUGAUUUCUAUCAUAAUAUUCAAUAAAAGGUGUCCAGUUUGUAAUAAA
Rhineura floridana is the source of this 3157-nucleotide messenger RNA. RefSeq names its product AFG2 AAA ATPase homolog B (gene AFG2B). The coding region runs from base 186 to 2447 and encodes 753 amino acids. The record is from RefSeq and is a predicted model, not a curated record. The transcript has 9 exons. Lineage: Eukaryota; Metazoa; Chordata; Lepidosauria; Squamata; Rhineuridae. Gene Ontology annotation, molecular function: ATP hydrolysis activity; ATP binding.